AUGAUUAAAGGUACCACAGAAGGCGAGUCAAUCAGCGUCUGGUUCAUGGGAACGAGAAGAGAUGCCUGGGUGGCGGAGUCGCUAAAGCAAAAGACACCACAGUACUUGAAUAUCGGAGAACCUCACCAGUGCUUUCUAAUCAUCAUUUGCGAAGACAGCUUAUUUCCAACAGCUGAGGAUCUCCAGCAGUUCGCCAAACUGCCAAUGCUUCGGGAGAUUGAGACGACGAGGACAGUGCCGAUAAACCAUGACGAUGCGGAUGGCACCCCUGCCGAUGGUAAAGAAGUGCAGAUUUGCGAUGUUUACGGCAGGAUCGAAAAAUUCAGCAUUGAAUGUUCUACAGAAGGCGAGCUAAUUAAAGUUUGGUUCAAGGGGCGACACGAACGGCCUAGCUGGCGCGAUCGCGCAAGCAGUCACAAAACAUUGACGCCGACUUCUAGGAGAGGAACAGAACCUGGAUAUCAAAUAGGUACCUCCCGGAGAAAGAACAGACUCCGGUUACUGAAGAGAGAAAUCUCGAGCAGAAACAGACUUUGUUAUUGGAUUCGGGGUUCAGGGAAUGAAUAUACUUUGGAUACUACAGACCUGAUUUCAGAGAAGAGCGGGCUUUGGUUGUUAGGGACGGAGUUUUGGAGCAGGACCUGGCCAAUGGAAGUGAGAAGGUUCGAAGUGGACUACGUCAAGUCUAUGAGCUUGUGCGAGGGCGCAUGA
This is a messenger RNA of Pseudogymnoascus destructans, 711 nucleotides long. RefSeq lists its product as uncharacterized. Lineage: Eukaryota; Fungi; Ascomycota; Leotiomycetes; Thelebolales; Thelebolaceae. The record is from RefSeq and is a predicted model, not a curated record. Bases 1 to 711 code for a protein of 236 amino acids. The transcript has a single exon.